CGCCUUCUGUGGCGUUGGCUUUAAAAGGAGACGCGGGGGCCCAAGAAGCUCAGAUUCAUCUUUCACCGCGGUCGAGGCAGUAGGCAGACUCAGUGCAGUGUAAUCAGUGCUCAGAAGGGUUAAUUGCAAAAGAGGCAAAAUGAAGUUCCUUGUGGUGUGCCUGUUUGCGAUUCUAGGCGCUGCCGUUGCUAUGCCCGUAGAGGGCGACACUGUCAAAGAGCCCGUGCCACUGAUCGUCAGCGACUACUCGAGCGUGGCCAAGGACAGCGCCGCCGCCGUCCCGGAGUCCGUGGCGCCCGUCGCGUCCGAGGAGGCCAAGGCUGAGGCCGUCGAGUCCACCGACGCGCCCGUCACCGAGCCCUCCGCCGACGAGGCCGAGAAGGAGUUCGCCAACGAGGUCAAGCAGGAGGAGAAACUGCUGAGGACCGUCAGCGAUGAAGCCGAAGACGUCGCCGCCGUGACCGAGAACGUCGUCGAGGCCAAGGAAGAGCCCUCCGAGGACGCUCCCGCGACCACCGAGCCUGCCGCCUUGUCCGACGAGGCCCCCGAGCCCGUGCAGGUCGACGCCAAGACCGUCGAGGAGGAGGUGAGGAGCGAGGAGGCCGCCGCCACCACCGUGGAGCCAGAGUUCGUGCCCGCCAAGGACGCCGUCAGCCGCAGGAGGCGUGACACCGAAGAGGACCAGACUGAGUCGGUGGAGGCAGUGACUGAUACCGUCAAGUCGGCCGAGGUGGUCGCAGAGGUGGUCGCCGAGGAGGCGGUCGAGAGCAGGACUGAGUCUGAUCCGGAGCCCACCACCGUCAGCAACGAGAAGGCCGAAUCGUCGUAGACACACGAAUUUGAGAAUCACACGCGCAAAGCCGUCUGACAAAUAGAUUUUCGCCUCCCUUAAUUUAUUUCCGCAACAUUCUCACACUGGGAAAUCUAUUUCUUGUCAUUCUCAGGCUUUAAAAAAUUACUUUUUUUAAUUCCAAGCAUAGUAGAAACAGCGAACAGCCCCUCGACGCCAGCUUCUUCACAGGUUUUAAAACGUGAGCAGUGAUUUUAAAAAAUGUUUUAAUUUAAGAUUGUAUUUAUGAAUGAGAAAAUAAAAAUUUUGUAAGAAAA
Molecule: messenger RNA, 1107 nt
Organism: Cloeon dipterum
Lineage: Eukaryota; Metazoa; Arthropoda; Insecta; Ephemeroptera; Baetidae
Product: MARCKS-related protein 1-A-like
Exons: 2
Coding region: 140-829 (229 amino acids)
Source: RefSeq, a predicted model, not a curated record